CCCUCCUCGCCGUUGCCCGCGGCUCGCUCACACUUGCAUCUCAGCGCCGUAGCCCAAGUCAUCCGGUACCGCCUUCGCGCAAGGUCCUAGGAUUUGGAACCCAGAUACCACCGCCACUCGACUGACAUCCCGAGACCGCAGCGUCUCCGUACCUCUUGCUUCCUCUCCUCCACCAUCCUCCUGUCCAUACAUACGUCUCUAGCACCUGCAGUUUUGGAUCUGCCAAUCCCUCGACCAUUCAAACACCACGAUGGACGCACUCAAAUCUCUCGUCCAGCCCCUCGUCGGCGGAGGCGGAGGCUCGUCGAUGAUUGACGGCAUGAAACUUGUUGUCCUUGGUGGCACAGUUGAGACAGCUCGCAGAAUGGCUAGUUCAGGCUGGUCCCACUUCAUAAAUUCCUUCUUCCUGACCGCACAUUUCUCGGAGGAGGAUUAUCCUUAUGACUGGUUGAUGCUGUGGCUGUCGCGUAGACCCGAAUGGCAACGCUCUCGCGAGUUCGAGACGACUACCAGGACAUCGACGCCGGGUUUCGGCACCCGCGCGGGAGACAACUCCUUUGGCGACGAUGACGAGAACGACGACGAUGUACCAGGAAAGGUGAAGACACGCGUAGUGUUCCAGCCAACGCCGAACACAACACACACCAUCUUCUACAGGGGUCACUGGCUGCGCGUUCGUCGCACACGGAAGCAGGACCCAUACGGCGGCAGCAGUGAAGUGCUCUCCGUCAGUGUCGUCGCGCGCAACAACUCCAUCUUGAAGCAACUGGUGUUGCAAGCGAAGAAGGAAUAUGAGGCUGAGGCCGUACAUCGUAUUCAGAUAUACUUCGCUGAUUCCCAUGGGUGCUGGAGGUGGACGGACUCGCGCCACAAGCGACCAAUGUCGUCCAUCGUUCUCAACCCCGGGGUUAAGGAAAUGCUUCUGGCGGACACGAAAGAUUUUCUGAAAUCUGAAAAGUGGUAUGCAGACCGCGGUAUACCAUUCCGCCGAGGCUAUCUGCUGUACGGCGUGCCGGGCUCGGGCAAAAGCUCCCUCAUCCAUGCUAUCGCCGGCGAACUUAUGUUGGACAUCUACGUUGUCUCCCUGUCAUCAUCGUGGAUCAACGAUAGCACUUUGACAACACUCAUGGGCCGCGUCCCGGCACGAUGCAUCGUCUUGCUUGAAGAUCUCGAUGCCGCUUUCACGAGGAGCACAUCUCGAGACGAUGAAUCAACGAGCAGCCCCGAAACAAAGAACUCAACCAGUUCUUCGGAAAAUACAGACUCGCACUCACGUAGCAGGCGUCACAAGAACGACCAUCUCUCCGACGUCAACACUCUUACUCUCAGUGGGCUGCUCAACGCCCUCGAUGGCGUAGCUGCAAGCGAAGGUCGUAUUCUAUUCGCCACAACCAACCACCUUGAGCGUCUGGAUCCUGCGCUGUCGCGUCCUGGUCGUAUGGACGUCUGGGUCGAGUUCCGGAACGCAUCGAAGUGGCAAGCAGAGCUUCUCUUCCGUAACUUCUUCCCGUCUGCGGACGAUGACGACGAGGUUAUUGAGGGCGACCUUGAGGGCGUCGAGCUCCCUACGCCUCCAUCGCCAUCAGUAGAGUCGUCGGCAAGUUCAACCUUCUCGUCUCUGCUGUCUGCCCUUAGCCCCGCGACAUCGAGUGUUUCGUCAUGGACCAGCCCCUCGACGCCGUCGACGCCGACCAGCUCGACCAUGGGUUCGCCGAGAGCACAGAAAGCGAACCCGCUCGACGCUUUGAAGAACCAGGCCUAUCUUCCGCCUUCGGUGGAGGAGGACAUAGCGGCCUUCAAGCAUACCGCGCCUCCACUCGAUGGCGAAACGUUGUCCAAGCUGGCCAAGCAGUUCGCUGACUCGAUGCCUGAUGAGGAAUUCAGUGUCGCCGCGCUUCAAGGCUAUUUGCUGAAAAGCAAGUCGAGCCCAGAGAAAGCUGCAGAUGGGGCCGCUGCGUGGGUCAUCACUGAGCGGGAGUUGAGGGAGCGGUUGAAGAAGGAACGCGAGCUCAAAGAAAAACAGGCGCGCGAGAAGCGUCGUCAAGAGCUCCUCGAGCAAGCCGCCGAAAAAAAGAAGGCAGAGGAGGAGGCGGCCAAGCUGGUUGCUGAGCAGAGCAAGUUGGGGAUUGUCGUGCCCCCACCCGUGGUCCCUGUCGACCUGGAGAACAAGGAAAACGCGCCACAGGACGAUAACAGCGAUUCUGAGUCGAGCUCGGGCACGAGCACCCCUGUGGAGGAACCCGUGCCAUGGAUACAGGUCGACGGCGAGAACUGACUCGGUUCCGAAGCGGUCCCGACCUCUUCUGCGGACGGCGAGUCCGUGUUGACGUCAAGCUUCGCCGCCCAAGACUCCAUCACCGCUCGCACCCUGGAUUCAUCUCCGCGCAGCACCGCCACUGUCCACGAGUUAAUCCGCCGCCACGCAGGAGGCUACGCUCUGACCCAGUUUGCGCAAUAUUAUCUGCUGCAUUUGCAUAUGUCGCUCUGGCUUAAAUUCUUGGGCAGGGAACGGCCGCUACGGACCUAACUUCCUAGCUCGACAUUGUUCUAGAGAUUCGACACAGAGGUAGUUCUGUUAAUGAAGCUGCUUUCUGACUUGCUGUCCAUCGUUACCCCUCUUUGCAUCAUUGUGACUCCGUCUGCGUUACAUCAUCCACGCACUUACCGCCCCUUCGCGUCACCCUUUUUUGUCGUACAUAUAUUGUGUCAGUUAUAUCUUUUUUUUGCAUCUACC
Molecule: messenger RNA, 2734 nt
Organism: Phanerochaete carnosa HHB-10118-sp
Lineage: Eukaryota; Fungi; Basidiomycota; Agaricomycetes; Polyporales; Phanerochaetaceae
Exons: 7
Coding region: 251-2275 (674 amino acids)
Biological process (GO): mitochondrial respiratory chain complex III assembly; protein insertion into mitochondrial inner membrane from matrix
Cellular component (GO): mitochondrial inner membrane
Molecular function (GO): ATP binding; ATP hydrolysis activity
Source: RefSeq, a predicted model, not a curated record